CAAAUAGUCGGAAAUGAGCAAACAGACGUUCGUGUAUGCUUCCAACAUGCCAUUUGUAAUUUGAAAGUAACAAUGUUUCAACUGGAUGUUUCAGUCAAAUAUUUUUAUUCAAUUUAAGACAAAAGUAAAGCAGAAAUGAAACCUUUUAAAGCUUAACGCUCGGCUGUUUCAUAUGCUAGCUAGGCAAGCUACUUGCUAUGUUAGCAUGCCAGAGAAAGUAGCACGAGCAAUUCUUUGAACUUCCCAUUUAAAAGCUUCGCGCCCAAAUCCUCCUGUAGCCAGCUGAAAAGCCAAAGGGGAAAAAACAGCAUGCAGGAGGCAAGUGAGAAGAAAGCAGGAGCAGACACCACACUUUUUGGUCAAACAUGUGCUUCCAUCUGGUGAUGCUGCUUCUCUGUUUCUCCCAAAUAGAAAUGACUAAUGUUUGGGUUCAGCAGCAGACAGAUGAGUGGUAUGGAGGGACUUCACAAGAGCAGGGAGAUGACAGACCCCAGAGAUCAUCCUUGGACCACACGAGGAAAAGCAGGGCAGUUCUGGGUGGAGAAGUAACCAUCAACACUCUGCCUAACAACAUGACACGAAUUGCGGAUUCUGCCAAGUAUUACACGUGGAGAUACUUCGGCACCAAGGACAAGCGCACACAUGACCUCUGGGUGGACAUGAGCGAUCCACGACACGGCCAAGUUAGAGUCCAUGGCCUUCUGUCAAAUUCAUACAAGCAAGCUGCGAGGGUCGCCUUGUCGUUCGCCUUUCCUUUUUAUGGACAUUACCUGAGGCAGAUCACCAUAGCAACAGGAGGAUUCAUCUUCACAGCGGAUAUUACUCACCGUAUGCUGACCACCACACAGUACAUCGCUCCUCUGAUGGCCAAUUUUGACCCCAACUAUUCUAAGGAAUCAACUGUGCAAUAUCUGGAUAAUGGAGAUGUGUUUGUGGUCCAGUGGGAGAACGUCAGGCUUUCAGGCAGAGAGUCAGAAGGCGCUUUCACGUUUCAAGCAGCACUUUAUAGAACUGGAACGAUCACUUUCAGCUACCAAGAAAUACCCGUGUCAUUAGACGUAAUGGGAUCCUCUGAGCAUCCGAUAAAGGUCGGUUUGUCUGAUGCAUUCAUGGUCACACCAGCAUCUCCUCAGUCACCAGCUCAGCAGAUGAUCUACGAAUAUCAUCGGGCGGAAAUAGACAUAGCAAAGAUAACCAGUUACUCUGCUGUCGAGUUUACACCACUACCUACCUGUCUUCAACAUAACAGCUGUGAGCUCUGCCUCUCAUCCAAACUAAGCUUAGGCUGCAGUUGGUGUCAUGUUCUCCAGAGGUGCUCCGAUGGGAUGGAUCGACACAGACAAGAAUGGUUGGAUUAUUCCUGUUUGGAAGAGAGCAAAAAUGCAACCUGUGAUGACUACAGUGAUGACAGCUACACCGGUUCAUCCUACACUCCAGAGACUGAGGGCAUGACGCUGCUGCCUCCUCCAGAAGGCUGUCAAAACGAGGAGGUGAAAACCAACCCAUCAACCAAGAGUAAAGGACGGGCAAACGCUGGGGUGAUAGCUGGGGUGGCAGCUGCUCUGGUGCUUCUUCUGGCUCUCAUACUUGUUGCUCUCUACAUCAGCUGCCAUCCCACUGUGUCAUCACCACUGUACCUCACCCAGAGACGCAAGAGCUACUGGCCCUCCUUAAGGUUUCAGAAGAAGCGACCUGGAUACACAGAAGUGGAGAGAGAAGGUCAAGAAAAAUACUGCAUUGUUGAGGCUUGACCAUUCUUGGAUUUUUGAUCAGUCGAGCUUGUUUGUGACCUAAGUGAUUACCUAUGUUUAAAGAUUAAUUUGAAUUUAACUAUUUGAGAAGGUUUGUGUAAAAAAUUCUGUAUCUGAAUUUGAAUGUGUAAGUUUGAAAUCUCUGCCUACAAUCCCGAAGACACACAUGAAGAUCUAGUCCAGAGGUCUGCAGCCUGAGGCCCCAGAGCCACAUGUGCCUCUUUUUGAACUCUAAAGUGGUUCCCUGGCCAAAGAAUAUUAAAAUAUUUGUCAUUUUUUAGAA
Oryzias melastigma (Indian medaka) is the source of this 2034-nucleotide messenger RNA. Its product is annotated as plexin domain-containing protein 1. The record is from RefSeq and is a predicted model, not a curated record. Lineage: Eukaryota; Metazoa; Chordata; Actinopteri; Beloniformes; Adrianichthyidae.